Messenger RNA from Syzygium oleosum, 2157 nucleotides. RefSeq names its product vacuolar cation/proton exchanger 5-like. The record is from RefSeq and is a predicted model, not a curated record. Lineage: Eukaryota; Viridiplantae; Streptophyta; Magnoliopsida; Myrtales; Myrtaceae. The transcript is spliced from 13 exons. Bases 253 to 1593 code for a protein of 446 amino acids. Gene Ontology annotation, biological process: calcium ion transmembrane transport; intracellular calcium ion homeostasis. Gene Ontology annotation, cellular component: plant-type vacuole membrane. Gene Ontology annotation, molecular function: calcium:proton antiporter activity.
CCUCCCAAGGAGAUUCUCUCUCUCUCUGUCUCUGUUUCCCCGUUUCGUCUCUCCGGUCGUCGGCCGAUCGAUCGUUGUCCGGCGGGGCUCACCGUCCUGAUUCGGCCAGGUGAGGGCCUGUUCUCUGGAUCCGGGAUCCAGUUGGCCUCUCUGGGAUUCCUUUCGACCGUGAUCAAAGUACGUGGGGGCACGUAAAUGCACCGCCGCGGUCUUAUGGAUACGAGAUCCUUGUCGUGCUUUUGGUAAAAGAAAAUGGAUCACAAGUUGCAAGUCGGCGAGCGACCUCAAAUCGAAAUGGGAUCGCUCCAGGAAAGAUCUGCCCAUGAUUUUGAGGAUAAAAGCGCAUCCAGCACGUCGAAAGUCUUUCAGAAGAUGAGUUCUUUUCAUGCAGCCGAACAAGGGCCAUUUUCAGGAACUUCUCGAGUUGGAGGAGUUAACAUGUUCAGUUGUGCGUGCAGAAGUAUAAAGAUAGUUGUCUUCUCAAAUAAACUCAACUUGCUCAUGCCAUUUGGCCCCGUAGCCAUCUUGGUUCAUAAUUUGACUGGCCAUCAUGGUUGGGUUUUCUUUUUCAGUUUACUGGGUAUUACACCUUUGGCCGAGCGUUUAGGUUAUGCUACAGAGCAACUGGCUUUCUACACUGGUGCUACAGUUGGCGGUCUGUUGAAUGCAACUUUUGGAAAUGCAACCGAAUUGAUUAUAUCAAUACAUGCACUGAGGAGCGGAAUGAUCAGGGUGGUUCAGCAGUCAUUACUGGGUUCAAUCCUUUCAAAUAUGUUGCUUGUCCUUGGUUGUGCAUUCUUCUCCGGUGGGCUUGUUUACAUGAAGAAGGAACAGGUUUUUAACAAGUCAACUGCUGUCGUAAACUCAGGGUUGUUACUGAUGGCUGUCAUGGGUUUACUUUUUCCUGCUGUCCUUCACUACACACACAGUGAGGUGCACUUUGGGAAGUCAGAACUGGCUCUCUCGAGAUUCAGCAGCUGCGUCAUGCUAAUUGCAUAUGCUGCCUAUCUCUUUUACCAGUUGAGGAGUCAAUCAAAUCAAUAUGUCCCUCUCAAUGAGGAAGUGAGUCCAAGUGGGGAGAGUGCAGAGGAUGACGAUGAGUCCCCAGAAAUCACCAAGUGGGAAUCUAUAAUCUGGCUUGCAGUAAUGACUGCUUGGAUCUCAUUUUUAUCAGACUAUUUGGUUGAUGCCAUAGAGGGGGCAUCCUCAGCCUGGAAAGUACCUAUUGCAUUUAUUAGUGUGAUAUUACUUCCUAUCGUAGGUAACGCAGCAGAACAUGCAAGCGCUAUAAUGUUUGCGAUGAAAGACAAACUUGAUAUAUCUCUGGGAGUGGCUAUAGGAUCAUCAACUCAAAUUUCUAUGUUUGGGAUACCCUUUUGUGUGGUUGUUGCAUGGAUAAUGGGGCUCCCUAUGGACUUGAAUUUCCAACUCUUUGAAACGGCAGUUCUUUUCAUUACCGUAUUAGUUGUGGCCUUCUUGCUCCAGGAAGGAACUUCUAAUUACUUUAAAGGGUUGAUGCUAAUACUUUCCUAUGUGAUCGUCGCUGCCAGUUUCUUUGUUCAUGUUGAUCCAACCAAAGAUGAUAAACAAUAGUGAUAUAGGGAGAUUACGAGGUUGGAUGUUCAGAAGCGCACGCUUUAAUAUGAAUCUAGAUACGCCACUUUCGGCCUUACAUAUCUCCAGCUCCUGCCGGUGGGUGUUCAGUAUAGUCUCCUUCGAUCGAGCAUAUCAGCCGGAUUUUGUUUCAGCAAUUCCUUCAUCUUAUAUUUAAGAUCAGGAAGAAUUGUCGGUAGGGAAGUCCGAAACUAUUUCGCUUCUUGUCCGAUGUCAGUCGCAUGCACAAGUCAACCUUGAUUGCAACAAAAGCAAUUGAGACCCAUCACAAACUGAUUGGAUCAGUUCAUGAAAGGUCUCCUUUUCUUUUUCUAUCUCAAUUUUUUUUUAUCUUGUUACUCUAAUCACGGAAUGGCUCCGUACAAGUUGGUUUUGUACAGUUACCUAUUUUUCGUUUUCUUUUGGUAACAUAGAGAAUUUAAAGAUACGGGCGGCGGAAUAAUGGUUUGAGACGUUCACAUGUUUAGAGAUACAUAAGUCAAUUUGAUGUAAUUUACAUCACUUAAUUUUGCCCAUGUAAUGAAAUUCGGAAGUUAUUCGCAA